Messenger RNA from Didymodactylos carnosus, 2685 nucleotides. The record is from the annotation of a GenBank genome assembly. NCBI's taxonomy places the organism in Eukaryota, Metazoa, Rotifera, Eurotatoria, Philodinida, Philodinidae.
AUGACGCACAUUAUUGUAGUGACAACUUAUGCCAUUUUAUUAAUUGGACAUUUAUUAAUUGGACAUUUCUUUAUUCGGCUUUCAGCUGAAACCAACAUACCUGUUGGUUGGUUUGUUGAUUAUUCAACAGCAAAUGAUACCAGUAAUACAUUUUCGGAGUCAAUAUCUGCUUCUCUUAAUACAAUUAAUAACAGUUACAAAUGGACCAAGGAUUAUAGAAUACAAAGUGUAUUCGAAAACGUCAGCGAUUCCAAUAUCUAUACUGGAUUUCAUCGAAUUUGCUCUCGUUUGGAGAACGGUGCAAUUGGUUUAAUAUCAAGUUUAGAUAAUCCUAAAACACGUCUACUCGAAUCAUUUAUGAAUCGUUUACGAGUACCAAUGAUUUCGUUAGAUUAUUUCGAUUAUAAUAAACAAUUUGAUGCCGUUAAGAAUUUUCAUUUUUCAAUGAAAAUUGAUCUCUUACAAGCUCUCACAGCAUUUAUUAAACAUUACAAAGUUAAUAAAUUAUAUUAUGUUGUCGAAGGAGAGGAAGCAUUCGGACGUUUUCAAACAAUGAUGGCUGCUCAAGCGCGUGAAAAAAGUUAUGAUAUUCUCGAUAUUCAAGUACGACGUUUAAAUGAUGUUACAAAUCAAAAUCAUACAAGAAAUCUUUUACAAAGUGUUGAAAUUAAAGAUCGAGGAACAAAAGAAGAACGCUAUAUUGUCCUAGAUUUAAAUUCACUUGAGAGUUAUAUCAAUUUACUUAUUCAAAUUCGACAUUAUGGAAUGACAACACCGCAUUACCAUUACAUUAUAAUGAGUCUCGAAGCGGAUAGAAUUGAUAUGCGAUUUUUUCGAUACGGUGGAGUGAAUGUGACAUAUUUUCUACCGAGAUCCAUCCAACCUGUGACAUUAUUGAAAAGCUCAAUAGUCGAUAAUUCGACAGAUCGUUUAUCGUUACCAUCUUUCGAGAAAAAAGCAUUAGCCGAUAGUACUACAUUCGACGGAUUUUCUGGACAUAUUGAGUUUAAUGCAUAUGGUGAGCGAAUUAAUUAUAUGUUGGAUGUACAUCAAAUAACAAUGAAUAAAUUACCGAGAAAUGUGGGAAACUUUACUAACGAUUUAUUUGUGAUGGAUGAUACUGAAGUAUUUCAAGGUAGACAAACACAUGAUUUUGAUAAGGGACGAGAGAGGAUCAUAACAACAAUUUUGGAUGAGCCAUUCAUAAUGAUAAAUACAACAGCUGCUGGUAAUCUGAAUUCAUCAACAGCUGCUGGACAAUUUCUACCAUUUGAUCAUUUAUACGGUUAUUGUGUCGAUUUGGCUCGUUUGAUAUGUGAAAAAAAGUUAGAAAUUCGUUGUAAAUUUCGUAUUGUCAAAGAUGGUCUAUUUGGAAACAAACCGACAGAUGGUCUAUGGAACGGAAUGAUUGCAGAACUCGUUCGUCAUGAAGCUGAUCUCGCCAUAGCUCCGUUAACUAUCACUAGUCAACGGGAGAGUGUUGUUGAUUUUUCAAAACCGUUUAUGAAUUUGGGAAUCAGUAUUUUGAUUAAAAGACCAGAAAAAGAUAAACCAGGUGUGUUUUCAUUUAUGGCACCAUUAUCAAACGGAAUUUGGAUGUGUGUGACAUUCGCUUACAUUGGUGUAAGUGUUAUUCUGUUUCUCGUUAGUCGAUUUUCGCCGUACGAAUGGAACAUUGAAGAUGAUACGACUGAAUCAGCAACACCACAAUUAUCAAACAAGUUUUCCAUAUUAAAUACAUUAUUUUUUGCAUUAGCAGCAUUCAUGCAGCAAGGAGUCGAUUUCAUACCAAGAUCAAUAUCAGGCAGAUUAGUGGCCAGUGUAUGGUGGUAUUUUUCAAUGAUCUUAGUUUCAUCGUAUACAGCUAACUUAGCUGCAUUUCUUACCGUCGAACGAAUGGUUACACCUAUUGAAAGCGUGGAAGAUCUAGCACGACAAACGGAUAUCAAGUAUGGAGUGGUGCGAGGAGGUUCAACGCAAACAUUCUUUGAGAAAUCAGAUGUGAAAAUAUUUCAACGAAUGUACACGUUUAUGCAACAAGGUGACGAUGUGAUGGUGAAUAGUAAUAAUGAAGGAAUAAACAAAGUUCGGAAAUCAAGAGGAAAAUAUGCGUUUUUACUCGAAUCGAUUAAGAAUGAGUAUACGAAUGAACGUCAUCCGUGUGAUACAAUGAAAAUUGGCAGUAAUCUAGAUUCAAAAGGUUAUGGUAUCGCAACACCAGUUGGAUCAGAACUUCGUGAAGCAAUCAAUAUAGCCGUAUUAGAAAUGAGUGAAGAUGGAACAUUAAAUACAUUGAAAAAACAAUGGUGGUAUGACAGAUCCGAAUGUGGAAGUGGAACAACGAAAGAAGCAAAACAAAGCAAUGCAUUGAAUCUUGUUAAUGUUGCUGGUAUAUUUUACAUUCUCAUUGGUGGUUUAGCAUUGGCUAUAAUCAUAGCUGUUUUGGAAUUUUUUGUCAAAGCUAAUGUUGAAGCUAAACAAACUAAAAGUGAUUUUCGUGACGUUAUGAGAAGAAAUAUGCGUUUGAGUAUAACAGGUAUGGAUUUAGAAGAACGAGCAACUGAUCAACAAAAUUGUUAUAUUUAUAAAUUUCCAGCACAAGAUAAUUAUCAGAGUUAUGAUGCUCUAUUUGACGAAUACGAUAAUCUUGGUAAUCAUGUUAAUGGUAAUCAUAGUCAAGUUUAA